AUGACUUCCCGUGUCACAGUUCAACAUAUUGAUGAAUUUUCUGAGAUAGUUGAUGAUGAUCCAUUUGUGAGUUCCGCUUUUGUGUCCGAGACAUCUGUUGUUUCUGAAAAGUUUGGUAACAGUUGCUCCGAGUCGUUUGAUGAUUUGGAAUCCGAACUUUUUGAUUCUUCUGAGCCGUGUGUCGGCGAUGAAGAUUGUUUUGUUGGUCAAGUUUCUGAGUAUUGUUCAAACUCAGGACUUGAUAUUGAUUCAGUUGGUAAACCGUUUGUUGGUUCCACUGAUGAUUCUUGUUUUAUUUCUGAACCGUAUAUCGGUUCUACUGUUGUUUGUUUGGAGUCUGAACCGUGUGUCAGUUCAGCUCCUAUUUGUUUUGAUUCUGAAUCGUUGGUCGAUUCGGAUAUUGUUCCUUUUGAUUCUGAACCGUUGGUCGGUUCUUCUUUUAUUUCUUGUUCUGAUUCUAAACCGUUGGUCGGUUCUGAUGAUGAUAUUGUCUUACCUUCUUUUGAUUUUUUGGUGGAUUCAAUUACUGAACCUUCUCCGCCUAUUGUUAAACCUAUUGUUACACCAAAAUCCCGUUUUUCUCCAUUCUUUUACUUAUCUUUUGUUACCAUCAUGUUGUUUUCCUUGAUUUUAAUUGUCGUCUGGCAUCCUUCUUCAAUCUUGGAUUUAAGUCAUUCAGUGUUGAACUGUGACACGGGAAUCUUCUCCGCUAUGUCUAAUCACGGAAACACUACAGGAGUCAAUGAAGGACCCUCAUCCUUCGAGUCAGCCAGCACUGGAAGUUCUGUUGCCCACUCAACAUCUGAGACCCAUUCAAAGAACAACGCCAGCUCUUAUGAGACAUUCGCCGAUCUCCCUGUUCAUCGUCAAAUUGAUCUCGCUGACCGUUCUGGAUUUACCGUUAGACAAUUAACCAUUGCCAACGUGCCAGUUUGUUCCGAAGGAUGUGAAGCUGAAUUAAAAGUCUUAGCAGACUUGACAGCUUACAUUAGAAACUCAAACUUCAAAGCUAGUCCUCCCCCAUCUCAAAAGGUUAUGAGCUCCUUUGACGCUCCUCAAGCGCCAAAUUUCAAACAAUUUCUCUACAAAAGUGAAUUGGAUUUUUGGAUAUACGGUCUUAUUGGGCAAAUUAACAGCUGCGGCCGGAGUUUUUGGAACAACUAUAUCUAUAAGCCAAUUGUUGGCCAUACUGCCCUUCAGCUUGGUUACGGUAUCAGGUUUGAGAGGGCCCUUGAUGAACUACUCAAGGUUUACAUUUUAAAAACCACGCCUGCAGCUAACCUGGCUGCAGCUGAACAGGCCCGGUGGGACACGUCGCCCGAGUUUCUAAAAACUCCACCUAUGGAUUCGGCGUCUGUGCGGGAAGAAGCCAUGGGGGUCCUAUUUGAACCUGGAAAAAGAAUGGCUCGUAUAGAUCCUGAAAUUCUAGAGCCCGCUGACCUGGGGCGAGUGCUCUCAUUUUACCAACGUCUUAAUCAUAUUGGUUUGCGCAUAUCCCCAAGCCCUGAGCUUAACAUUGUAUUUGCGAUGACGCAAGCUAUCUCAGUAGGAGUUCCAGGUCCUAGUUAUUUCGCCGGGCUUACCAGCAGUGAAAUUGAAACCAAAAUACAAGCUACUGUUACUGAAGCUUCCAAGUGGGCCUCUGUAGUGGAGCAAUAUUUCUUUAACAACCCGGAUGGCACCUUUCACCGUGACCUUAUAUUAGCAGUGCUGAAUAACAACAAGGUUUCAGCAGCUGCUCGCGAAGAUCCUCAGAGUCAUCUCUGGGGGAUUACCAAGUUUGUCGACAUUUUCAAGUCAAGAUCUGGAGGAUGGAGCCCCUGUGAUUCAGUUGAAAUCCCAGCGCUAGUUGAAGCAACUUCUGCAGCCUUCGUAAAAGGUCGAAGAAUUAUUGACGGUUCGACAAAAGUGGUGCCAAAGCAGGAACCCAAGCAAGAACCCAAGCAGGAAUCCAAGCAGGAAUCUUCGAAGAAAGCUGGCCACUCUGAUACCAAGCAUGGAAAGGGAAGCAGUGGUCCAAGGGUUGCUGCCUUGAAAGCUACCGAAUACCUUGAGGUGGCUCGCGACGAUGUUGAAACUCUUUGCUCUGUUGCUCGGGCUAUCCAAGACAUAUUUGAUAAUGACGGCGGAAGCAGUGAUUAUUCGCCAGUUGCUUUUCUUCCACCUGCCAACCAAAUCGCCUCUGUGGGUGAAACAAAUCUUCCAAAUGUUCUCGAUUCUGGAAAUGCUACUGGUCACCUUAUCUCAGACAACAGCUACUUUGUGUCGUAUGAGAAAUACAGCAGCCCCAAAACUAUCAGCUCCUAUGGUGGUUCCGACAUCGUGUUAGAAGGGGAAGGUAAAAUUGCUGUUGUAUUAAAAGGUGACGGUGGCACCAAUAUUUGCCAUAUUGCUGACGCACUUUAUUUUCCUGCUGGGUCUAGCAAUUUGUUUUCUGAUUCUGUCUGGCGCACGAACGAUGUUUCUUUUCAUACGGUCCCAAGUGGGGAUUGUCUGGCCUAUUUUGGUGAGGAAAAGGUUGGUAGGGUUGGCGGUGCCAGAGAUGCCAAGUCUCACAUUUGUGCCAACAUUGUUCCGGUAAAGUUUACUAGGAAUAUCCCAAGCUUGCUGAUCCCUCCCUUUGAGGUGACCAAGCGUGACGAAGAAUUGAUCAAGGACUGUGUCAUAUGUGGCACGUCAAGAAGCAUUAAGAGGUUCACUUCUCCGGAUAAGCAUAUAGCUUCUGAAUCCACGGCUCCGUUAGCCCAGAUUCAUGCUGAUCUCGUCGGUCCCAUAGGUCCUGCCUCUUCAGGGGCCAGGUACAUGCUGAAUAUCAUUGAUGCAUUUUCUGGUUACAUCUAUGCUUUUGCUCUGGAAUCUAAGGAUGAAGCUCCUGGGAAACUUAUCCAGUUCUUUAAGCAGUUUGUGCCCAAAGCUGCUCGCCGUGCUGUUGACGGCAAGGCCACCAAGCUUAUUACUGACAAUGGUGGUGAAUUUAUCUCUGGGACACUUGGAAAAUUUUUAGCAGACUGGGGCGUCAUUCAUAUUUUAACUGCUCCUGAUGAACACCAACAAAAUGGGAAAAUUAGGCGUGCCCACCGCACACUGCGUGAGAUAUCUACUAGAGCCUUGAUGCAGUCGACACUCUGGGCCAAUAUCUACUGGGACUCUGCCUGGCUCUACGCUGUGCAGGUAUAUAAUUUCUCCAUAGUUAAUAAAGCCGGUAUCUCACCUUAUGAAGCCUUUACGGGCAGAAAACCACCUAUAGCACUAGUGCACACAUUUGGCUGCCUAGUUUUUGUCAUUAAAUCUGAGUCUCAGAAACUCAAAGGGACCCUUCAGCCUCGGGGCGAGCCUGCUCUGUAUUUGGGUCCCGACCCGUUAAAUCCUAAGAAUUUUCUAUGCAUUACGAGGAACAAGCGCAUUCGGCGCUGUGUACACGGCAACUUUCGUGACCAUGUCUUGCCUGGCGUUAAAUUUUUUGGCGAAAAGCCAAUUUACGAGGGUGACAUUCUCAUUGACUACAGUGAGGUUGGAAAUCGUGACCCUGACUACAGUGACUCUUCCACUGAUGAAUCAGAAAGUGAAGAUGAAUCUGACUCUGACGACUACUCUCCCACUUCACUCUCUGGUGGUGGUGGUGGUGGUAACUUUUUUGAGAUGGGGGAGGACUAG
Molecule: messenger RNA, 3654 nt
Organism: Magnusiomyces paraingens
Lineage: Eukaryota; Fungi; Ascomycota; Dipodascomycetes; Dipodascales; Dipodascaceae
Exons: 4
Coding region: 1-3654 (1217 amino acids)
Biological process (GO): DNA integration
Molecular function (GO): nucleic acid binding
Source: RefSeq, a predicted model, not a curated record